UGUUGGCAAUUGCAACAAACAAUUCGCGAAAAAUCAUUUGUCAGACUGCUGCAAAACUUAUAAGCAAAAUUAUAAUAGCGACAAGAAAAUACUCAAUCCGAGCCGAGCGUAUAAACAAAGUGAUACAAAAUUUAUAUUAAAUUACGGCUAAAUAAAAAAGGCAGUAAUGUGUUUUAUUCCUAAGUUGUGAAAGCAAACAAUUUGCGGCAUCGGCGGUGUUGUGCUGAAUUGUGGCGUCAAAGGCCGAAAAAACUAACAAAGAAAGUAGAGCAAAUAAGCGGCAAAGUACGCAAUGGCCUUAGCUUCUGCGGGAGAAAAUAAACCACCAAUACUUCAUAUAGUGGUGGUAGGAUUUCAUCAUAAAUUAGGUUGCCAGGUUGAGUUCUCUCAUCCACCACUUAUACCAGGAACAACUGGCAAGAAUGAGUGCCCAUCAGGAUGGAAAUAUUUACCCACUUUGGCGCUGCCCGAUGGCUCACAUAACUUCGCCGAUGAUACGGUUUUCUUCAAUUUACCCAGUCUAACUGAACCAACGGAGAGCGUGUAUGGCGUUUCGUGCUACCGGCAAAUACCAAUUGAGAAAUUGAAAAUUCGUACCGCCGAUAUGACACGCAGUACUGUGCAAAAAUCAAUAGUGAUCCUUGCACGUCUGCCCAUUUACGGUUAUAUAGAGGUGAAAUUGUCUUUGAUCACAGACGCGUUCUUCGAGAAAGGCGAUUUCUCAUGCACUGAGCUACUAAUAAAGGCAUAUGAACAGCUCAAUGCCUGUUUAUUGGACGAUGAAAGCCAGCGACCACUACGUAAUUUUUAUGUGGGCCUAUCGUUGCGAGAGAUCGUACUACAUUGGCGUCACAAAAUGCUUAUACUUUUCAAAUUGUUCCUCUUGCAACGACGUGUUGUGUGCUUUGGUUCACCAGUACGUGGAAUGUGCGUGUUAGUGCUGGGCAUCGCAUCACUAAUACCGCGUCUGCUGGAAAAAGGCUUUCAGGAAGUGGCAUGUGUGCGUACAUCACGACCUUUAUCGCCCAUGCCGGACUUUACAGAUUCCAUACAACAGGAAGCAGCUGAAUUGAAGCGAUGCGAGGAACCACUAAUGGAUACGGUGAAAAGUGCGCAACAAGAAGAAGCAACUACACUAAAUGAAUGUGCUUGUGAAGAAGCCGAUAAUAGUAUCGGCGAUGGUAUUGCUACAGUCACUGACAUAGUAGACGAUUGCACUUUGGUAUCGUCUGCCAUGUCGGCAGCGAGCCAAGCGGCGAGUGAUGACACAUCGACAGCAGCCUCAACCAAUACAUCAUCGCAGUCCACGCGAGAGUUAAACCGUCUGGACUCGUUAGAGGGUGCGUGUGAAGUGGGAAGUAAACGUUUUGGGCGCAGCGAUUCACUAACUCGCGAAGGGAGUGUAGACACCUUGGCAUCCACACUCUGCACUCUGGCUUCAAUAAAUCCAGAUGAGUAUCGUGCGCCUAUUUCGAUUUUCGCCAGCGGAAAUUUAUUCUUGCCAUAUCUCUCGUUGCCAUAUAUGGAUCUUUUAGGUGAUCCGUCUGUACUGAGCUAUGUCAUAGGUACUUCGAAUGUUUUGUUUCAACAAAAGCGCCAACUCGCCGAUGUGCUGGUCGAUGUGGAGAAUGCUAACAUAGAUACACUUGAUGCAGAUCUACGACGUCAACUGGUGUUGAGUACAGAGGAUUUGCGAUUUAUGGACUACAUACUAAAACAUGUGCAAUCGCCUAAAGAAGAUGCUGAGGGCAGUGAGCAUUGGAUACGUGAUCAAUUCCAAGGUUAUAUAUUAGCCUUAUUGCGUACUGCCGUAGCUAAUGAUGUUAUUGCCAAAGACAAUGAACACUUCAAUGCCCAGUUUAUGCAGGCAUUUAAGUGUACGCAAUGUUUUCAGGAAUGGUACGAUGUGCGUCCUGACGCUGAAUUUUUCGACGCCUUGCCCGCCGGUCAUCCCUUUGCUGGGACACUUUCUGUAGCCGAUAUGAAGCUAAAAAUUGCACAAACAAUGCAAAACAGUGAAAGUGGACGUAAAAUCAAUCAGGCCGUAAAUACAACAAGUCGCGUAGUUGGCGUUGCGCUCUCACAGGCGAAAGGGACGUUCUCAACCUGGUGGUCAUCCAUCACCACAGCGCCUACACAAGCCGUCACACCAGCCGUUGGUGGGGGUGGAGAUGCAGACGCUAGCACAGCAACAGCACAACUUCAGGAGCAACAACAACAAGAAAUAUCUGUAACAUUCCAGAAACAUGUAGAUGACCCAGAACGUGUCAAUAUACAUAUUGAGGGUGAAAAGAAAACAACGACCGACAUUGGUAGCAAUACCAGUAGUAGCGGCAGUGAGAAACCUAUUGACAGCGCCGAAGAAUUAGAUGAAGAUGAGAUUGUGUUGAACAAUAAGACGAUGGCUGAAGACAACGCAAAUGAUGCAGACAACAUGAGUGCACAACAACAACAACUGCAACAAGGGAUUGUCGAGAUUGGACGAGAAGCCGACAUAUUAGAUAAACCCAAAGCUGCACCGUUGCCAACGCCUACUUGCGGUACAGAUGUUGCAAAUGAGACACCCAGAGGCAACGGUGAAGUAUUUAUUGUAUGAAUCCGUUAAAAAUUAUAUAAUUUUUUUACUUGUUAUAGUUUUUGUGAAAAGUCUUGGUUACCAUUAAUGAAAUGAAUUUAUUAUUUUCUAAUACAUACGUUAAUGAAUCGCAACGGACAUAGUAUUCACGCCCAAGUAAGCCCUUUUCUUUGGGUUAAUGAGUUAAUGACUGCAAAGCGAACUAUUCUAUCCAUCUUCUAAAAAACGUAAAUUUUUCUGUUAUAAUUGUUCAUCAUAUAGUGCUUCUGGCUAUUAUUUUAUUAUCAUUAUUAUCAUUUAAUAAUUCGUAUAGUUGUAGAAGCCAUGUGCAUGUCUGGGCCAAAGUACUUUUCGAAUUAAUCGAAAUUGGUAGGAUUACUUUGUAAACAUCAACUCGCUGUCUAAUCGCAAAUUGCGUUAACGCUAAAGGCCGGUCAUCAGUUCACCUCAGAUGAAUUAAAGAAAUCGGUUAGCUGCUUAGAUUGCGUAUAUCAGGUAAAUAGUGCUUGAUCUGGCAGAGAAAAACUGACUUCAAGGCUUUCAUCUAGUAUUGCGCCCAAAAGUAUGCAACUUGUAAGCGAACAAAAACCCCUUUGUUUUCAUGACUUUCAGCAGUGACAAUUGUUCGCUUUGGCAUUUAAUUAUAAAAUAUUUUUCAUAUUUAGCAACAAAAUCGGCAUCAUUUAAAAUUUGAACGUAUCUUUCAACACAUUUUCAUCGAUAAUAAGCUCUCAAUCGUCCUUCUCUAGUAUAUAUACAUAAAACUAAUAAUCAAAAAAGUUUUGUAGCUGUUUCAAGUGCAAUUUAAAUUUAAACUUAGAUUGACAAACAAUGACCUUUCAAAGAAAAAUGAAGAUAUAUUGGAGGUUAUGCGCGAAACUGUGUGGCAAUAAUUAAAAACAAAAGUAAAAAAUAUAAGAAACUCGUAAAGGUUUUUUAUGUACUUGUUACAUAUAAAAUUACAUAAAAUAUAUAAAUAAAAAUAAUAAGAAAACAGUAAAGUGGAGACCCUAAUGCUAUGUGCUGAAACUUUGCUUACAUUCGAUGGACUUGAAGACCUAUGGGCACCAGAAGCACACACAAAUUAUUAUGCAGCAAAAUAUCAAGUGUUUAAAUUAAUAUGCAAGUUGAUGUGAUGUGAAUGUGAAGCAAUUACGAAACUACGAAAUUUGCAUUGUUAAAUUAUGUUUCGAAUUUAGACCAUGGAGAUAUAUGUAUGUAUCUGAAUGUAAUAUUAUCUGUAAACCAUAAUAUUAGGUGAAGUAAAAAGUUUCCAACGGUUUUCUCGCUGUAUUUCGGUAAGGAAAUUAACUUAGUUAUAACGCUUGGACUGAAAAGUCCCGGGCUUAACAAAAAAAAACCAAUUGUUUUUGUAGUUCAAAAUAAGCUUUAUGCAUCAAAGUAAUUUCCAUCAAGAACAACGUCAAUCAUUCCUGAGCCCCUCCAACAUUUCAAAAUAGGCCUCAGUUUAAUAGGCCUGCAUUUUUUUUAGGUCUGCGAAUAGCCAGUAGUCGCUGGAAGCUAAAUCUGGCGAAUACGGUGGAUGUGGGUGCAAUUCGAAGUUCAAUUCAUAUAUUUUUGGCAUUGUUUUGAUUGACUUGUGACACGGUGCUUUGUCUUGAUGAAACAAGAGUGUUUUUUUUUUCAUAUACAAACGUUUCCUGACAAUUUCGGCCUUCAGACGCUCCAAUAAUGCUAUGUCAUAUUCAUUGAUAUUUCCCUUCUCAAGAUAGUCGAUGAAAAUUACACCACGCACACCUCAAAAUACCGAGGUCAUAACCUUUCCAGCCGAUUGUUGUGCUUUCGGACUCUUUGGACGAAGUUGCUGUCCACUCGGACGAAGUGAUGGAUCCAUGUCAUCAACACGUUCUAGUUUUUGGUCAACAGUUAGCAAACGUGGCUCUCACUUUGAACAGAGCUUUCUCUUAGUCAAUUGCUCAUGCAAUAUAAAGCCAACACCUUUCUUUUGAUAUCUGUACGAUGUCAGGUGACUCACGCAACUUCACUUUUCGAUUAUUGAAAACGAUUUAGUGCAUUUUUUUGUUUUAUGUUUGGACGUCGACUAAAAUGCAUCAUCGGUGUGUCUACGACCACGUUUGAAGUCAGCAAACCAUCGUUUUAUUGUUGUUUCUGAUGGAGCGGAGUCUCCAUACCACUUUUCAAGGCAUUUCUUCUCUUGAACGGUAUUUUUUCCCAUCAAGAAGCAGUCUAAUUUUAAAACACAAAAAUCUUUUUGAUCCAUUGUUUUGAAAUAACUCACUCAUGAAUAGAAUAUCAUGAAAUUUUAACAGCUGUCUUUUUAAGGGGUUAUAUACAGUUAUAAGG
Anastrepha obliqua is the source of this 4900-nucleotide messenger RNA. RefSeq names its product late secretory pathway protein AVL9 homolog. Gene Ontology annotation, cellular component: cytoplasm. The record is from RefSeq and is a predicted model, not a curated record. Lineage: Eukaryota; Metazoa; Arthropoda; Insecta; Diptera; Tephritidae. The coding region runs from base 293 to 2596 and encodes 767 amino acids. The transcript is spliced from 7 exons.